This is a messenger RNA of Sclerotinia borealis F-4128, 1737 nucleotides long. The record is from the annotation of a GenBank genome assembly. NCBI's taxonomy places the organism in Eukaryota, Fungi, Ascomycota, Leotiomycetes, Helotiales, Sclerotiniaceae.
AUGUAUCACGCGAGCGGUAUUCUGCUACCCUUGCUCUUACUCUUGACAACGGCUGUCGACGGUCAUUGGAUAGUUCCCAGAACUUCUGACCGAUGCCGAUCAAUUCCAGGGGAUGCUUCAUGGCCCAGUCCCGCCGAUUGGGUUGCCCUGAACAAGACUGUUGGCGGAAGACUCAUUGCUACCAUUCCAAUUGGAGCCCCUUGCCACACGUCCUUUUCACCAUUCACUGGAACGAAGAUCUCUACUUAUGACAAAGAAGAAUGCAAUGCCCUACGAAACGAGUGGUUUCUUCCCGAAACUCAUCUAUCCUCAUCAUCGUCUCCUAUGGCGUACUCUUUUUCAAACAACAGCUGUAAUCCUUGGCUAGAACCGGAUGUUCCCUGUACUAUCGGUGAUCACGUUGUAUAUGCAAUCAAUGCGACCGGUCCUCGUGACAUCCAGCAAGGACUUGGCUUUACAAGAGAUCAUAAUAUACGACUUGUGAUUCGCAAUACCGGCCAUGACUAUCUCGGCAGAUCUAAUGGUGCCCAUGCACUGGCGAUAUGGACCCAUAACAUGAAGUCCAUCGACCUUGUCGAAUAUAAUAGUGCAAAUGAUACAGGAUCCGCCGUCAAAGUGGGAGCCGGAGUCCAUGUCAUCGAUGCCUAUACUUUUGCAAAUCUUCACGGCCUUGUAGUAGUUGGCGGAAACUGUCCAACAGUCGGCCUUGCCGGUGGAUAUUCUCAAGGGGGAGGUCAUGGUCCUCUAGCCUCUACCCACGGUCUAGGUGCAGAUCAAGUGCUGGAAUGGGAGGUUGUUACUACCAAUAGUAAGCUACUCACUGCAAAUAGCACUCAUCAUGCCGAUCUAUUCUGGGCGUUACGUGGAGGCGGUGGCGGCAAUUAUGGUAUCGUAGUGUCUAUGACAGUGAAAGUCUUUCUAGAUACCUAUGCUUCAAGCGCAUAUUUCACUGUUCUUGACAACGGAACCAACACCGACACUAUAUAUGAAGCUAUUGGAGGAUUCUUGACAGUCUUGCCGAGCAUCGUUGAUGCGGGUGUGUAUGCACUGUGGGUAGUUGAGCCGGCUGAAUUUUUCCUGAUGCCUGCUUUCGUACCCGGCUUACACCAGGAAGAGCUAGAUACCAUAAUGCAACCGGCACUAGACAUACCGAGUACUCUGAACUUAGACUAUCAAUACACAUCUUCGGAGAGCUCUACGUUCUUGUCGGCGUACGAGGCCUUAACAUCAAACUGGAAUGUGUCAGAUUGGAAUACGGGAGGUCGACUCAUUCCUCGAGACAUUGCCAGCAAUAACACUCAGGAAUUGGUGGCAGCCAUUCGAAAUAUUGGUUCGCGAACACUUUUCUCGGGUGUCAGCUUCAAUGUGAAGAAUGCCGUUUCAUCGCCAGAUGAAGUAGCCGUCAACCCUUACUUCCGCGAAACACUCUUCAAUGUGUUUUUGGGCGUUGCCGUCAACUACACAGAUUGGCCAGCAAAUCUAGCAGGAGAGAAUGAGAUAACCGAUGAUUUGCUUACACCCUUGGAAGCAUUGACACCAAAUGGAGGCGCGUAUAUGAACGAAGCAGACUUCCAGCAGCCGGAUUUCCAAUCCGUGUUCUACGGAGUCCACUACGAGAGGCUCCUGGGGAUCAAGCGUGCGUAUGAUCCAGAUGAUAUCCUUUACGUGAAGACAGGGGUAGGCAGUGAUCGCUGGGAAGAGCAAAGUGACGGAAGACUCUGUCUGACAAGUAUUUGA